UGAUUGUGUUUGUUAAGGAUACGGAGAGUCACUGAUGAAGCAACAAAUAUUGCUGUGAAACUGUAACAUUUAUCGAUGAAUAUCUUUAAAUUCAUGUGAAUGACCAAAAUGAUUCAACAGAAGCUGCCACGGGCUGUUUUAACGAUAUUAACAGUACUGCCGAUGAUGGUACCGCACAGCUGCACAGCCGAGCAGCAAAAAUUUCGACUGACUCCGGUGGAUUUGGUCGUGUCGGAGGGUUCCGAGGCGCUGUUGCGAUGCGAAAUUCACAAUGCUGCCGGUUCGGUACAGUGGACCAAGGAUGGUUUUGCGCUGGGGUUUACGCAGAGCAUACCGGGAUAUCCCAGGUACUCGGUGCUCGGUGACAGUGGCCAGGGCAUCUACAACCUGCGAAUAGUGAACGUCACGCUGGACGAUGACGCCGAAUAUCAGUGCCAAGUGGGUCCUUACAUGCACCACACACUCAUCCGUGCCAAGGCAAAGCUGACCGUAAUAGCUCCACCAUCUUCAAUUCAAAUCCAGGGCUACAGCCAACAUGCAAAGGCCGAGGUGCGUGAGGGCAAAGAGCUGUCACUAACAUGCAUCGUACCGCACGCGAGACCAGCUGCACGGAUCGUUUGGUACCGGGCAAAUGUGGAGUACAAAUCAGACAAUAUCGACACAAAGACCGCAGAAACGGAAGAUCGCCGAUACACCGUAACGUCCAAGCUGCACCUUCGACCGACCGCGGAGGAUGACUACAUCGACUACACGUGCCAAGCCCGACACCAGGCAAUCCCGGAAGACCGUCCAAUGCAGGCCACCGUGCAGCUGUCAGUGCUCUAUCCUCCCGGAGUGCCGUACAUCGAUGGAUACAACCCUGGCGAAGCGAUACGCAGAGGCCAACACGUAAAGCUUGCAUGUCGCAGCCGUGGCGGUAACCCACCAGCUCAACUGAUCUGGUACAAGAAUGGGAAUCAGGCCCGCAUGGCGUACCGGACGACUGAUCGACUGUCAGAAAAUGUCUAUUCCUUCGUAGCGGAAGCAACUGACAACAAAGCACGCUUGCGCUGCGAAGCCAACAACAUAAUGGCAACGAAGAUUCUUAAGGCAGAAAUUACGCUCAAUGUUUUGUUUGCACCAACACAGGUAAUAGUUUCCGGACCAUCAGAGGCACGUAUAGGAGACAAUGUGGCCCUACAGUGUCAGACAACGGCAUCGAAUCCUGCAGCCGAAAUUAAAUGGGUUGUUAAUGGGAAGCAGGUGGCAAAUGCUUCCUCGAAAGUUGUUGCAAGCCCUGAAGGAGGAUGGGUUACAACGUCCAAUAUAACAGCUACGGUGGAAGCCAACAAACGUUCGCUGAUUGCCAUUUGCCAUGGCGUUAACAUGCAGCUGCCCGAAAACGUACAAUCCACACACACCGUUAAUGUACUACUUCCUCCUGGACCACCAAUUAUAUCAGGCUACACGGAAGGAACAAUUAUAGCGGAAGGUUCAAGGCAAAAGCUCAUGUGUGUUUCAUCUGGAGGCAAUCCAUUGGCAACACUGGUUUGGUACAAGAACGAUAAGAAGAUCAAAUCCGUAAGCAAAACGACAGACCAGUCGGUUUCUGCCGAGCUGUCGGUAGUGGCGAACGUAACUGACAAUCAGGCACAGUACCGGUGCGAAGCCCACAAUUCGGCCACCGAGAUUCCGCUCUUCGAGACGAAAGUUCUGACCGUACACUUCGCUCCCGAGACGGCCAAGAUACGGAUCGAACCGGCGGAGCUGCGACCCGGCAUCGAAGCGACGCUGAUAUGUGACUCGAGCUCCAGUAAUCCACCGGCAAAGUUGGUCUGGCGGCACGAAGGAACCGUACUGGAAGGUACGAACAGCUCCUCGAAAGCGGGACUGUGGGGCGGUACCGUGUCUUCGCUCGAGCUGAAGCUGAACAUCACGCAGGAUAUGGAUGGCCACGUAUACACCUGCCAAAGUACGAACGAGAUGCUGCAGCGUAGCGUCAAUGUGGCUGUCAGUUUACCGGUGCUGUAUGAGCCCCAGUUCUCACCGCCGGCCGAAACAACCGUGAGCGGAGUGGAAGGUGCACCACUUACCGUUGCCCUGGUCGCGACCGGUAAUCCCUCCUCGAUCGCCUACACCUGGACCAAGGACAACGGACAACGGAUAGCAUCGUCCGGUGUGCCGAGAAUCGUCUCGGAGGGACCGAUCCUUAACAUUACCAAGCUGAAGCGCUCGGAUGCCGGCGUGUACACGUGCGAAGCCGUCAAUUCCCAAGGGUCGGCGAUGAUUAAUAUCACCCUGCAAGUCAAGUAUGCUGCUACGAUAACAUCCAUUUCGGAACCCGUUAUCAUAAACCCGGGCGAGGAUGCAGUACUAAACUGCACCGUUGACGGAAACCCAUUAACGCCGGAACACGUACGCUGGGAGCGCAAAGGGUACGAUCUGAAGGCAAAAACGACUACGGCCUACGCGAACGCAACCGGUACGCUGGUGGUAAAGGAUGCCCAACGGGAGGAUGUGGGCAAUUUCCGGUGCAUCGUUGAUAAUCGUGUCGCAGACCCGGCGGCCCGUGAUGUGCUAUUGAUUGUCAAAUUUGCACCCGAAAUCGAUAAAUCACCCGCUAUGCUACGGGCAGCAUCCGGAGCCGGUGAACAAGCUCGUAUGCCCUGCCGUGCCAAGGCCGCACCCGAACCCACCUUCCUCUGGAUACGAUCGGGCCAGGAACUUAGCGUCAACCAGACGUCGAAAUAUAAAGCCUUCCAGCGUCAGCUUGACCCGCUAACGUACGAAUCCAUCCUUUUAAUCGAACGCAUUUCCUCGUCCGACUAUGGCGAGUACGAGUGUCGCGCCAAAAACGACCUUGGCAGUGGUGCCGGCACUGGCCGGCUGGAUGUAAAAUCUGCCCCAGAUCCACCGACCACGCUCACGGUACUGAACGUUACGCACGACAGCGUUACGCUCGGCUGGGAGCCCGGUUUCGAUGGUGGCCAUCGAGCCAGCUACCGGAUACGCUACCGUGAAGCAUCCUCCGAACGGUACCGGUACGAGGAUGGAUCACCGAACGCUCGGCAGCUUACUGUGACGGGGUUGCGUAGCAACACGCUCUACCUGUUCUCGGCAAUGGCCGCCAACGUGCUCGGCGAGAGCCGCUACCUGCCCGAUCUGACCCGCGCCCAAACUCGAGAUCCCCCACCAACCGAUACCGCUUCGUCCGUGCUCGGCAGUAAGCCACCGUUGGAAUCUUCGUCCUUUCUGGGACCUUCGUCACCGGCCGGUACGUCCGGAUUGCUGCUGCUAGGGAUUGGGGUCGCGGCCGGCAUCUGCCUGGUGCUGCUCAAUAUCCUUCUUAUCGGAUUCUGUCUCUACCGGCGUGGACUGCCCAGUGCGAGCAGUCCGGGCGCUCAUCGUGCACGCCGCGAACGCCACAAACACAACAACGGACCGUACACGACUAGUGGUGGCAGUAGUGGUGACUCAUCAAACCCAAACAGUAAAUCAGCUACGAUCGAAAUGUAUGCGCCCAGCUCGUACAACGAUACCGUCACCGGGGAAACACUGUCGAGCGUUUCGGAGAAGAGUGACGCAUACUCCAACGAUGGCAGCCAGCAAGACUUUAUGGAUGAAACACGGAAAAGAGCAGUUUCCACCUACCUUAUCGAUGGAGGUGAAAUUCAACCACCGAGAUAUCAGCAAGAAAGCACUUUACCUCACUAUGCAAGCAAUACUGGCACCGACAAUGGAUAUGAUCAAUCAGGUCCCGCCGAGAGGCUCAACAACUCCACCAUGGAUGGUUCGUACUAUCACAUGAACAACGACCGUUUCUAUCCCCCCAUGGAUUAUCCGGGCAUUGAGUUUCCUACACCUGCAUUACCAAUACUACCCCCCUCGAUGGCUCCCACGGAAAGCUCUUCCGAAACGUUACGAAGAGUUGCCCGAACGAUGGUACCGCCACCGGAUGUAACGCAUCACACACACCACCGUACAGGGGGCCAUCUGCACGAUGGCAGCCACUCUUCCACGAUUCCAUACGGUAGUCUCAAUGCCAGCAUUUCACAAGCCGUCCAGUCGACUCCCAAACAACCGCCCGGCAUUCUGAAGGAUCCAAAGCGAAGCAAUAGUUCCGCUAGCGGUAGUCAGACCUAUUCAACACUACCACACCAGCAUCAACUGUACAGUGUGCACAACCCAUCACCGAUUCCGUCGGACCAGUAUGUUGGGGGACCAAGUGGAGGUUUUUUGGUACUGGAACCGCAUGGACACACCAUGAGCGUCGGUACCAGUGCGGGUAGUAGCUUGCUGAUGGGAGCGUAUGAUCCACCAGCCAGCUCUAGCUUGGCGUCAUAUAAUGUGUCCGUUGGGUAUACCGAUUCCGAUGGACAUCUUGUUUAG
This is a messenger RNA of Anopheles maculipalpis, 4368 nucleotides long. RefSeq names its product nephrin-like. Gene Ontology annotation, molecular function: protein binding. Lineage: Eukaryota; Metazoa; Arthropoda; Insecta; Diptera; Culicidae. The coding region runs from base 100 to 4368 and encodes 1422 amino acids. The transcript has 23 exons. The record is from RefSeq and is a predicted model, not a curated record.